Molecule: messenger RNA, 1473 nt
Organism: Lontra canadensis (Northern American river otter)
Lineage: Eukaryota; Metazoa; Chordata; Mammalia; Carnivora; Mustelidae
Gene: OSCAR
Product: osteoclast associated Ig-like receptor
Exons: 5
Coding region: 210-1040 (276 amino acids)
Cellular component (GO): plasma membrane
Molecular function (GO): collagen receptor activity
Source: RefSeq, a predicted model, not a curated record
AUGAACACAACUGGUUAUGACUGCCCCUUCUCCCAGGUUUUUCCGCAGCACCAUGGGGCUGUGACACAGUCUCCCAGAGGCCCCCACUUCCCUCCUCCCUUCCUUAAACAGAGCUCGGCUCUGGCUCUCGGACAUUGCAUUUCCUGAGAGGUGAGACGGCACAGCUGAGCCCUGGCUCCUGCUUCUGCUCCAGCCGAGAUCUGCCCGCCAUGGCUCUGGUGCUGAUCCUCCAGCUCCUGACCCUCUGGCCUCUGUGUCAUGGAGACGUCACUCCAGCUGGCUCCCAGGAAGCCCAGGGACCCAGCAGCCCUGUUAAUUCAGUCCCCCCAGCCUUAUCCCUCAAGCCAUCGCUGGGGGCUCAGCCUGCCGCAAUUGUAACCCCUGGGGUCAAUGUGACCUUGAGGUGCCGGGCACCUCAACCUGCCUGGAGGUUUGCACUCUUCAAGACUGGGGAGAUCACCCCUGUGCUGUACCGGGAUGUGUCCAUGGAGCUGGCAGAGUUCUUCCUGGAGGAGGUGACCCCAGCCCAGGGGGGCAGUUACCACUGCUGCUACAGGAAUCCAGGCUGGAAUCUGGGUGUCUGGUCUCACCCCAGCGAUACGCUGGAACUGCUGGUCACAGACCAGCUGCCGCCCCCGUCGCUGGUGGCACUGCCCGGGCCGGUGGUGGCGCCCGGAGCCAACGUGAGCCUGCGCUGCGCGGGCCGCCUGCGGGGCAUGAGCUUCGCGCUGUACCGCGCGGGCGAGGCGGCGCCGCUGCAGUACCGCGACUCGGCCGAGCCCUGGGCCGACUUCCCGCUGCCCGGCGCCCGCGCGCCCGGCACCUACAGCUGCUACUACCACACGCCGUCCUCCCCGUACGUGCUGUCGCUGCGCAGCGAGCCGCUGGUCAUCCGCGCCGACCACGGCUCAGGCUCCUUGGACUACACGCAGGGCAACCUCCUCCGUCUGGGGCUGGCCGGCCUGGUGCUCAUCUCUCUGGGCACACUGAUCAUUCUUGACUGGCGCAGCCCGAACCAUGCCCCAGGUGUCAGGCCCUGAGCCCCAGAGGACUGGAUACAGAUGGCUGCAGUGUGAGAAGACCUCCCAGAGACCAGGAUUCCUGGGGUUGGACUGGCCCUCCCAAGAGCCCCACAGUCCCUCUGGCUGUGCCCAGCUUCUGGGUCAUAAUAAGCUUCCUACAGUGUGUCUAGCUCCCUUCUGGGUCAUUCUUCUAGUAGGUCAGUGGAAGGCUCUAUCCGUGGUUAAGGCUUCCCGGUCACAAGGCCUGGGUUCGAUUCCCAGGGCCAGCCACCGCUCACUCACUGGAUUAUUAAGAAAGAGACCUUUCCCAAGUCUCAGUUGCACUGAUUGUAAAAUGGGCUCACUGAUAAUACCCACUUCUUAAACUUGUAGGAUAAAGUGGGCAAUACACGCAAAGCCCUUGAAAGUGACUGGCCCUAGUAAAUGCUCAAUAAAUGUUAGCUAUCCUGUA